AUGGAAUCCCCCAAACAAAAACAAGAAAAUGAGGAGCCCCAAAACGAAGUUCAAUAACCACAGACACAUCUCAUUCAACUAGAUGUAGAAGAGCCUAAUGAACCACCAGUAAAAAGACCAGCCCCAAAAACAUUCGGAGAUUUAACAAUCAUAUUUAUUUUCGAGACCAUAGGAACAGGAUUAUUCGCAUAUGGCAUAGUGGCAUCUAAUGGAUCUGAUAUCUUGAUUGCUGCUUAUUUGUAUGCAGCAAUAUUUUUAACAUGCAAAUUUACAGGUGGCCAUGUCAAUCCAGCAGUGUCAUUCAGCUUCUAUUGUGAUGAUACAAUUAGUUCAUGGACAUUGAGAAUCUAUUGGACAGCUCAAUUAUUAGGUGCAGUUGGAGGUGCUUGGAUUGCUUAUUUAAUAUUGGGAGUAGUGACAUCUCCUAGUAUUAAGAGUACAAACAUAGAGUGGAUGCUUGCUGAUUUGUGUGGAGAAGCCUUUGGAACCUUUAUGUUUGUUCUAUUCAUACACAUUCAAGUUCAUGAAUAAACUAGAUAGACUAAUAAUGACAUUGCAGGCAUCGCUUGGAUUGCAUUGGCUCUAUUCUUUUCUAGAUAGUUGUCAUCACAUUCUGGAGGUUGCCUGAAUCCAGCUAUGGGUGUGGGAUUGGAAUUAUUUGAAGCAUUCUGGUUGAAUGACACAACUAAAUUAGCUAAUUUUUGGGUGUUUCUAUUUGCUCCACUGUUUGGGGCAUAUAUGGCAUCGAUUUUCUACAAUUCAAUAUAUUUGCCUUUAUUAAAAAAAUGA
Molecule: messenger RNA, 789 nt
Organism: Paramecium tetraurelia
Lineage: Eukaryota; Ciliophora; Oligohymenophorea; Peniculida; Parameciidae
Exons: 3
Biological process (GO): transmembrane transport; water transport
Cellular component (GO): membrane
Molecular function (GO): water channel activity
Source: RefSeq, a predicted model, not a curated record